Molecule: messenger RNA, 2946 nt
Organism: Musca vetustissima
Lineage: Eukaryota; Metazoa; Arthropoda; Insecta; Diptera; Muscidae
Gene: TTLL5
Product: tubulin polyglutamylase TTLL5
Exons: 1
Coding region: 106-2946 (946 amino acids)
Biological process (GO): microtubule cytoskeleton organization; protein polyglutamylation
Cellular component (GO): cilium
Molecular function (GO): tubulin binding; tubulin-glutamic acid ligase activity
Source: RefSeq, a predicted model, not a curated record
AGUUAACCGAAGUGGUGUAGAAAUUACGCAAUACGUCCGAAGUUGUUGUUCGUCCGAGCAAUGUACCAGUGAGCUGUCAGCCUCAAGAGUGCUGGAAAAUUCAUUAUGCCCACAACUGAUGCCCGUCCCAACAACAAUGGAACCACUACGGCAGGCAAUCGACGUUUCGAAAAGCCAGCCGACGACGAAUGGAUUACUAGUGGCGGAUUGGGUUCGAAAGAUGCCGUUCUGGUGUUUCGAACAACGGUUUUAAAUUCCCGACCACAGCAACAACAUGUAAGUCGUUCUAGUUCGAGCGGAGUAUGUGUUAAAGGGGACGAAGAGGAACGGGAAACAUCGCCGGAAAAGAAUGUAACAACAUUGAGGAAAGAAAACGCCAAAAGCAAAUCCACAUCUAGCCUUAGCUCCAGCAGUGGCAAGGUCGAACGUAACAAUUCUAACGAAUUACAACAACGAAGAAUCGGAUCAAGCAAUCGUAGCUCCCCAAUUAGCAAACAGAAACGAUGUGUUGUCUCAAUACCAAAGCACUUAGACAAAAAAUUAUGGGAUUCUAUGUCAUCUAGUGAUAAUUCCAUAUCCAGUGAUGGCAAUGAUUCGGAAGACAAUGAAAAGGAGGUGUCGGGUAAGAGGUCUUUUGAUGACAGACCGCGAAAGAAUGUCCCCCAAACGACGGAAACCGAACUUGACAAUGAUAACGAACAGGAACAUGAGCACGAUAACGAUGGUGAGGUCGAUCACACUCCUGCCGCCCUGGAUAUGCCUGCCACAAACCUCAAGAUGACCUAUAAAUUUCUUCAAACCGAAACAAAGUUACUGCGUAAAAUAUUCGCUAGACAUGGCCUUACCGAAGCUGAGGACGACGAUUCAUUUAGCAUUCUAUGGACUGGAAUACACAUGAAACCUGAUAUGUUAAGAAAUCUAUCCCCAUAUCAAAGGGUCAAUCAUUUCCCACGUUCGUACGAGCUGACACGCAAAGAUCGUCUCUACAAGAACAUCGAACGUAUGCAACAUCUGCGAGGCAUGAAACACUUUGAUAUAGUGCCACAAUCAUUCUUAUUGCCUUUGGAGUAUAAGGAUCUGGUGACGGCUCACAACAAGUGUCGCGGUCCGUGGAUAGUAAAACCGGCCGCGUCCAGCCGUGGUCGUGGCAUAUUCAUUGUCAACUCGCCCGACCAAAUACCCCAGGAUGAACAGGUUUUAGUAUCCAAAUAUGUAGCUGAUCCAUUAUGUAUUGAUGGUCAUAAAUGCGAUUUGCGUGUAUAUGUGUUGGUCACAUCCUUUGACCCACUCAUAAUAUAUCUAUACGAAGAAGGUCUGGUUAGGUUGGCCACUGUCAAGUAUGACUUGGACGCUGACAAUCUAUGGAACCCUUGUAUGCAUCUGUGCAAUUACAGUAUUAAUAAAUACCACACCGACUACAUCAAGUCCAGUGAUGCCCAUGAGGAGGACGUGGGCCACAAAUGGACUUUGUCGGCGCUAUUGAGGCAUUUGAAAUCUCAAGGUUGUGAUACUCAUAUGUUAAUGGCCAAUAUAGAAGAUUUAAUCAUCAAAUCGAUAUUCUCAUGUGCCCAAUCCAUUAUAUCGGCAUGUCGCAUGUUUGUGCCGAACGGGAACAAUUGCUUUGAGCUGUAUGGUUUUGAUAUACUCAUCGAUGAUACGUUGAAACCGUGGCUUUUGGAGGUGAAUUUAUCACCGUCUAUGGGUGUAGAUAGUCCGCUGGAUGCCAAGGUCAAAUCAUGUCUCAUAACCGAUCUCUUAACCUGUGUAGGAAUUCCAGCCUACAGUCCGGCAAUGCGAGCCCACUAUGAUAGCCGAUGGACACGAUUCCGAAGCGUUUCGCACAGCCGACGUACUAAUUCAGCUGAACCAACAGGAGCUGGGUCUGGCGUGGGAGGUGCUAAGCGUUCUUCUGUCAGUGCAUCGGCUUGUAAAAAUUUGACUCUGGAAGAACAGCGUAUAAUUCGCAAUGCUCGUUUCCAGAAUGCUCGUCGGGGAGGAUUUGUACGCAUAUUCCCUACGGAAGAUAGCAUGUCAAGGUAUGGUAAUUUCCUCGAUUCCACAACGGGUAUACCAAUGUCAACACCCGUAUUACAAGGUCAAACCUUUCAAUCAACCCUGUCGCAACACAAUUACAAUCAACUUUUGUAUCAGCAAUUAUACGCUGGAAAGCAGAAUGGUGAUAUUAAGGAGGGCAAUUCCUUUGAGGAACGUAUGGGUCAAUACGAACGUGCUUUGGAAACAGCAACGCCCAUAUAUUUCGAUACGAAACGCAUUGAACCCAAGUGUGAAGAGGAGGGUAAACGUUUGCGAAAACAAGUGCUGAAAUUGAUACAGAAUGGUUCGGAGCUUACUCAGCUGCAGGCCCGUCAAAGCUUCAGCACUUAUUUGGAGGCAAUAUUACGCCGUCUCGUACUGGAACCCAAAGAUAGUCACGAAAAGAUCAUUUUGAAAUUCCUUAAUCGCGUGGGAGGUGCAGUCAAAGCACCGGUAUAUUUUAGAAAUCCUCAAAAUUUUGGAGCUGUGAGUAAAGCUCGUUCUGCCAUGGUGGCCAAAUUGCUUGGCGAUUUCCUUGAACAAUAUAAUAGGGACACCGAAGCCUAUGUGGAUUCUUUUGAUCACAUUGCUAUGAUUCCAACUAGUCUAUUCCUCGAAUUCUUAUCGCAGGCCCAGGAAGCAGAUUUGGAAGCUGUUUUGGGUCUCCACACUAAUAUUACGGGUACUAUGCCAUAUCUCUACAACAGAUGUGGUCUAUCUGUUCCAGCUACUCCACCCAUACCCUCGGGUCUGCAUGGUUUCCUGAAAGCUUUGCCUGCUAUGGUUUUGUGUGGUUCGGGAGCACGAGAUUUCAACAAGACGGAUGCUUAUUAUCGGCCGUCCGCCACUGGUGAAAAGGAAGUGGCAACAACCACUAAUAGCAACAGCAGAAAGGAUCAAAUUAAGAAGUAA